Daldinia vernicosa is the source of this 2218-nucleotide messenger RNA. RefSeq names its product glycosyltransferase family 4 protein. The transcript is spliced from 4 exons. The coding region runs from base 273 to 2000 and encodes 575 amino acids. Gene Ontology annotation, biological process: protein N-linked glycosylation. Lineage: Eukaryota; Fungi; Ascomycota; Sordariomycetes; Xylariales; Hypoxylaceae. The record is from RefSeq and is a predicted model, not a curated record. Gene Ontology annotation, cellular component: endoplasmic reticulum membrane. Gene Ontology annotation, molecular function: GDP-Man:Man(3)GlcNAc(2)-PP-Dol alpha-1,2-mannosyltransferase activity.
CCGUUUAAGAAUCGUUUCUCAACCCCACCCUUUACCGCUAUGGUAGGUACCUAGGCCUAAAUACAAUCAUUCCGGUCACUUUAUCAUUUGUACAUAUCAAAUUGUACAUACAACCGGCCAAUUGGUCACACGCCAGAUUAUAAUUACUACAACCUAAACUAAUAAAUUCACGAGCGCGACUUGCAACACCACAAUACUCUACUAGGUCAUAUCGAUGGGUCAACUGGACUGUUUCUGGCCCAGUCUGAAGAGGCCAGACCGUCUUUAGGCAAAUGUCAGAUUUCACCUCCAGCUCAAGCUGUUCCGUUCCCUCCAAAGACGUACCAUAUUCCUUCGGCAUGGAGCCCAAGACUCUAGCCUUUACGGCGAUCGCCAUCGCCUGUACUCCCUUUGCCGCCUUAAUAUUCUGGAACUUCAUCCUUCCAUUCCUAUUUCGUAUAUUCGCCCUGACGGCCGGGUCAGCCUUCGGUUGGUGUUUGAGGAAGGGUUCCGAAGGUCGCCGCUCCUUACUUGUCCGCACCACGGCCGAAAGCGAAGCUAGAUUUAGAGAGGCCAAAGCUCAAGCAAAAGACGGCAGUGCUAGCAGCGACGACGACGAGAGUUGGGAGAAUAUAGACGGGUCUACAGCUGGAACGUCCGGUAACGGGGAGAAAGGCGACAGAGACUGGGAUGGUAUAGUCGGUUUCUUCCAUCCUUUUUGUAAUGCCGGAGGAGGUGGCGAACGAGUCCUAUGGGCUGCAGUUCGAGCUACUCAGAAGAGAUGGCCUAACGCCAAGAUCGUUAUAUAUACGGGCGACCACGACGUUUCGAAGGAGAGCAUGCUCUCUCGCGUCAAGAACACUUUUAGCAUCGACAUCCACCCGCCUACGAUCCAUUUCAUCUACCUCACAACUCGACACUGGGUUUUGUCUUCUACGUGGCCGCAUAUGACUUUGCUAGGGCAGUCGGUUGGUUCCAUACUUAUGGGGAUAGAUGCUUUCUCUCUCCUAGUACCUGAUAUAUUCGUGGACACUAUGGGUUACGCUUUCGUACUUGGCCUGAGCAAGAUCCUUUUCCCCGAUAUGCCAACUGCCGCAUACGUACACUAUCCUACCAUUUCCACAGACAUGCUCGACUCCCUCGACCCUACGACGCCAGUUGGAGGUCAGGGUGUCAACGCCGGGAAGGGGGUUGGUGUUAAAGGUACGCUGAAAAAACACUACUGGAAGAUCUUCGCCGCUAUUUAUUCGUGGAUGGGUGCUUCCGUCGAUGUUGUCAUGACAAAUUCCUCCUGGACGCAAGACCAUAUUAAGUCUUUAUGGGGGCCGCGCCGAAAGCAAAGAGGCAGGGAAAACUCUAUCGCUGUUGUAUACCCUCCGUGCGCCGUCAACGAGAUCGAGCGGGCCGUCGAAAUUUCCGAAGAAAGCGAGAAGAGACGCCAGAAGUACUUAGUAUACAUUGCCCAGUUCCGACCAGAAAAGAACCACCAGCUCAUCCUGCAAUCGUUUGCCGAAUUCGUCAAGACCGGUACCCCUUCAGCAAAAGAAGCCAAAUUAGUUCUCCUGGGUAGCGUUAGGGGCGACGACGACUCGAGGCGCGUAUACAAGCUUCGUCUGCUGGUCAACGAAUUGCAAAUCAAGGACCAGGUGAUAUUCCAGCUCGACGCCCCGUGGUCUGAGAUUCUCCAAUGGCUUGGCAAGGCUUUCGUAGGCGUAAAUGGCAUGUGGAACGAGCACUUUGGCAUCGGAGUAGUGGAGUACCUCGCGGCGGGUCUAAUAUCAGUUGUGCAUAACAGCGGUGGCCCGAAGCUAGACAUCGUCACCGAUGUUGACGGCCAACCUACGGGUUUCCACGCCUCGACCACGUCAGAGUUCGCUGAGGGUUUCGAGAAGGCGCUCUCGCACCCCGACCCCCUUUCCGUCAGACGUAGAGCGCGCUUAUCAUCUAAACGCUUCACCGAGGAAGAGUUCGCCAAGAAAUGGUUGGCGGAGCUAGAGAAGCUUGUCGCCAUGAAGCUGUAAACGACAUUCCUUUCGCACGUUACUACUAUCCUAACCAAUCCCCCUCCCAAAAAUGGUACUACCAACAUUCCUAUUACCUAGAUAGACAUAGAUUUACAUCCGAUACCCCCAGGAUUAUCACGGUGGGAGGCGGGCUCGGAGUUUGUAUUGCCUUGUUUUUAUAUUGCGGUGCGUUGUAUUAUCUCGUUUCAGAGGGUACCAUAAGUUAGGUUGAGCAA